GCAUGGGAUUGAGAGCGAAUCUCAAAUCUAAUCGCCAUUGCUUCUUCUGCCUGAGAAACCAGAUCUCCAUUGAUCAAAUCAGUAGAAUUUAAAAAAUGCUCUGAAAGUUUCAAUUUCUCUCUCUCUCUUCACCUUCUUCAAGCCUACAACAAAGCGUACUAUUCUUAAUCGCCAUUGCUUCUUCUACCGGAGAAACCAGAUCUCCAUUGAUCAAAUUAGUUGAAUUUAAAAAAUGCUCUGAAAAUUUCAAUCUCUCUCUCUCUAUCUCUCUCAUUUCACCUUCUUCAAGCCCACGACAAAGUGUACUUCUCUGAUUCUUCUCUCGUAGAUCUCUGUUCUCUGCCAUGGUGGUCUGCAAAUGCAGAAAGGCAACUAAGCUUUAUUGUUUUGUGCACAAAGUUCCUGUUUGUGGGGAGUGCAUCUGCUUUCCUGAGCAUCAGAUAUGUGUGGUGCGCUCCUACUCCGAAUGGGUGAUAGAUGGAGAGUAUGAUUGGCCUCCUACUUGCAGCAAAUGCCAGAGUGCAAUUGAAGAUGAUUCAAAUGCACAGACAGUUCGGUUGGGGUGCUUGCAUAUCAUUCACACAAAAUGCUUGGUGUCUCAUAUUCAAAGUUUUCCUCCUCACACAGCUCCAGCAGGAUAUGUGUGCCCUUCAUGUUCCACUCCUGUAUGGCCUCCUAAAAGCAUUAAAGACUCGGGUUCACGUCUACAUUCAAAAUUGAAGGAAGCCAUUAUUCAGAGUGGGAUGGAAAAGAACCUCUUAGGAAAUUAUUUAGUUUCAUUGCCAGCUACCGAAUAUCGCAGUCCUCCUCCUGCUUUUGCAUCAGACCCACUUGCUGCAGUCAAUGAGAAAGGUAACUCAAAUGCGUUUGAGUCCACCAGAGAUACAAGCUCGUUGUCUUCCUCUGCUAUGAAAAUGGAGAACUUGGCUGAAACCCAAUCACCUGGAACCGGUGUAGUUGAUGGAACAGUUGCAGUAUCAGAUAUUGUGGAGAUAGGUGGUCCAAGUUCAGUAGGGAAUCCUUUUACUUCAGUACAUGAAUCUAACUUCCAAAACAUGAGUCCUGGUGGGCCUGGAGCUACAACAAGAAAGGGUUCUCAUAGCAUUGAUAAAUAUUCUGAAGUUUCAUAUUAUGCGGAUGAUGAAGAUGGAAGCCACAGAAAGUACACUCGAAGGGGCCCAUUCCGACACAAGUUUCUUAGGUUUCUACUACCUUUCUGGUCAUCGGCCUUGCCAACUUUACCAGUGACUGCUCCCCCCCGGAAAGAGGGUAGAGAUGGGACAACAAAUGAUGAAGUCACAGAAGGUCGUUCAAGGCCUCCUAGGUCUUCAAGGAUGGAUCCAAGGAAACUUCUCCUCAUCAUGGCUAUAAUGGCAUGCAUGAUCACCAUGAUCAUUUUGUACUAUAGAAUUGCUCAACGAGGUUUCUUUGAGGAGGGAUCUGAAGAUGGGCAAGAGUGAGUUGUUUGAUUUACUUGUGCUGGUUUUUGCAUCAUAUUCCUUUUUUGUAGAAAUUGUCAGUCAUUACGGUUUUGUUUAUAGAAUUGCCCGUUUUUCUUGGGAGUGUGGGAUUGAAACAUAGAGAAAGACGCUGCUAUUGCUUGUUUACUUUU
Molecule: messenger RNA, 1612 nt
Organism: Amborella trichopoda
Lineage: Eukaryota; Viridiplantae; Streptophyta; Magnoliopsida; Amborellales; Amborellaceae
Product: RING/U-box superfamily protein
Cellular component (GO): Golgi apparatus
Source: RefSeq, a predicted model, not a curated record